GUCAGAUCUCUUCAUUUUCUCUCUCUACUUUUCUACAGCUUUCUCUCUCUAGAAAGUUCCAGUUUUUAUCUUCAGAAAAAAAAAAGAGGGAGGGGAAAAAGGCAGGACACAGAAUAUAGCGCAGAACAGAAAUGUUGGAGACGAAAGACCCGGCGAUCAAGUUAUUUGGUAAGACGAUUCCUUUGCCUGAGGUAUUUCAAGGAGCUGCUGCUGCUGCUGCAGCUGCUUCUUCUGGUGAUGAUGAUCUUGAUCAAGAUGAGCAGCGAGUUUGCUCAACGAGUUCUUCACCAGAGGAUAAUAGCAACAAUGGAGUUGAGGAGAGAGAAGACCAAAAGGAUAUGCUGGGAGAUAAAGAUGCUGAGAUAAAACAAGAAGUUAAAGGUGGAAAGGAAGAUGAAGAUGUGGCCAAACAUGAAGAUGAAGUGGCAAUGGUUACUUCUGAGGAGUCAGCCAAUCCAGAAGCUAACUCAGGGCCAAAUGAGAACUCAAAAACCCCUUCAGCUGAGAAGGAAAGCUCUGCAUCAAAAACUUCAAAAACAGAUGAGGAUCAAAGUGAAACAAGUAAUUCACAGGAAAAGACAUUGAAGAAGCCUGACAAGAUUCUUCCAUGCCCACGCUGUAAUAGUAUGGAUACCAAGUUCUGUUACUACAACAACUAUAAUGUCAACCAGCCCAGACACUUUUGCAAGAACUGCCAGAGAUACUGGACAGCUGGUGGGACCAUGAGGAACGUGCCUGUUGGUGCUGGACGUCGCAAGAACAAGAACUCAGUUUCUCACCACCGUCACGUAACUGUUUCUGAAGCACUUCAAAAUGCCAGAACUGAUGUUCCAAAUGGACUCCACCAUCCUGCACUAAAUCCUCAUGGUAGAGUUCUCACUUUUGGCUCUGACACACCCCUUUGUGAAUCAAUGGCUUCCGUUUUGAACCUUGCAGAUAAGACAAUGAGGAAUUGCGCACGAAAUGGAUUUCAUAAGCCUGAAGAAUUAAAGAUUCCAGUUUCUUAUCAAGGUGGAGAAAAUGCUGGUGAGCAUUCAAAUGGAUCUUCUGUCCUGGCUUCAAUUUCAAAGGAUGAGGUGGGCAAAGCCAGGUUGCAAGAUCAAAUGGUACGGCCCUGUCAGGGUUUCCCACCUCAUAUACCAUGCUAUCCUGGGGCUCCUUGGCCUUACCCAUGGAAUUCAACUCAGUGGAGCUCUCCAGUACCCCCACCUGCUUUCUGCCCCCCUGGUUUUCCCAUGCCAUUCUAUCCUGCAGCAGCUUACUGGGGUUGUACUGUGCCAGGCACAUGGGGUGUACCUUGGGUUCCUCAAUCAUCUUCCCCAAAGCAAACUGCUUCAAGCUCUGCUCCUAAUUCCCCCACGUUGGGGAAACAUUCAAGAGAUGAGAGCACGGGCAAACCAAGCAACUCUGAAGAAGAGGAGCCAGUAAAAGAAAGUAAUUCUGAGAGAUGCCUCUGGAUUCCAAAAACAUUGAGGAUUGAUGAUCCAGGAGAAGCUGCAAGGAGCUCCAUAUGGGCAACACUAGGAAUUAAGAAUGACAAGGUCAAUCCAAUAGGUGGUGGAGGACUCUUCAAGGCAUUUCAGUCCAAAGGUGAUGACAAGAAUCCAGUUCUUGAAGCCUCUCCUGUCUUACAAGCAAAUCCAGCAGCAUUGUCCCGGUCAAUCAACUUCCAUGAAAGUUCAUAAAGUCUGUAGGUUAUGAUUUUGAAUUGGUUCUUGGCAGUGCAUGGUAGCUCAGUCUUCAACUAAUCCCCACAAUAUCCUCAAAUCAGUAGAUCACUGAGGUUGCAUUCAUCACCACCCCCAUUUAUACCCUUCAAGAGCAGGGCAGAGUAGGAUAAGAGGAGGAUUUCCUGUAGCUUCCUCGCAAGGUAGAGUGCUUAGCUGAAGUAUAAACUGAUUUUCAUCCCCUUUUUUGAAUGCCCGUUUUAAGCAGGUACUUCUGGUUUUCAGUUUGUUUGCAAGUUCAUGUACAUAACUAUAUAUGAAGAACGGUGAGAGUUUGGAGAGUUACGUUCUGUACCAUAAACCCAGUUGUACUUAAAUAAAAUUGGAAACUGGAGUCAAUCUUAUUGUUUUUUUAUUUUUUUUGGCCUUAAUCUUCUUAUUGUUAUUCCACCCUUUUUACUAAUAUAAACUUAGACUUUUC
Molecule: messenger RNA, 2148 nt
Organism: Rubroshorea leprosula
Lineage: Eukaryota; Viridiplantae; Streptophyta; Magnoliopsida; Malvales; Dipterocarpaceae
Source: the annotation of a GenBank genome assembly